Arabis nemorensis is the source of this 216-nucleotide messenger RNA. NCBI's taxonomy places the organism in Eukaryota, Viridiplantae, Streptophyta, Magnoliopsida, Brassicales, Brassicaceae. The record is from the annotation of a GenBank genome assembly.
AUGGAUUGGACAGAAGUGGAGGGGGCGUGCGACAUCCCAAACGGUAUAUGUUGGCCCUUCGGCCUCUUCCAGGAUAGUUGUGAGGACAGAUGCCUUGAUUUAAAGAGAAACUAUUAUGAUGGCACAUGUACUCCUCAACCGGAUAUCCGUAGUCCUUGGAUGGAUUGUAUGUGUUGCCGUUAUGAUAGUAUCGAUGCUGAAAAAGAAACCAUGUGA